AUCACAUAAUUAAAUACAAUAUUUAUGGAUCGACAAUCUUUUUAAGUGGAUCUCAUAAACAAAAUCUUAUCCAUUGUUAUGUGUUUGUGUUCUGUGUUCAUUUUUGUAUUUAGUGUAGAAAAUUCAAUGUACAACCUAUAUUCAUUCUGGGUGCGAUGAAGAUAACACUCAAAACAAAUCCGAAUCAAACAUUAAUUUUAUUUAUUUUUAAAAUACUUUUCUAUGCACCUAACUAACACUACUCUAUAUGCAUUAGUGUAUUCAUGCAUUGAAUAUGUUUGACCUUAAUCCAACAAAGUAUAUGGUUGAGAUUUUUUUCCUUCUCCUGGUGGAGACUGCAUUGGCAGUAGACAUAUCCCUAAAUUCUGAUUGGGAGAAGGACUUGCCUGAAGAUCCAAGUGGGAGGUUUGAUGAUUUCAAGGAUUUUGUGAAGUCAAAUUUCCACAUUUGCAAAUGGAUUGCGUUGUUCAUUGUCUUUGCACAGGGAUGUUCAAUCGGAUUGGCCGCGGUUUUAAGAAGUCAUGAGAAAGAUGAGAGAAGAAAGUAUGAGAGUGAAGAUGAUUAUGCACAAGCCAGGCUUCCAUUUCUAGGGUACCCUGUGCAGCCUCUUCCUUAUACCGCUGCAGACUUGCCCUUUGACUCCAACAAGAAUGAGACAUGGAAGUUCUUAACUUCACCCAAGUAAUUCAAUGUCCUCAACUUCCCUACCAUAUCUCUCUUUUCCAUUUUUUCAGUUGAACAAGUGAAUCAAAUUGCAGCUAUUGUUUUCCAUCAGCUUCUACAAAAAUGGAUUGCUUUAUUUGAUUUUUCACAAACUGUUUUUAUUUUUAUUUUUUAGAUGAACUCAAUCCUAACGAAGUAGUUACUCUAGAAUCCAAUGAACUAUGAUUACUUAAGAUCAGCUUGGCACGUUGUGCGCCUAAGCGAAAAAAGAAAGUGCUAGCUUUGUUAUGCCAAAACCUAAAUAUUAAGUCAACAACACUUAUCAAUGCCAA
Molecule: messenger RNA, 995 nt
Organism: Camellia sinensis
Lineage: Eukaryota; Viridiplantae; Streptophyta; Magnoliopsida; Ericales; Theaceae
Source: RefSeq, a predicted model, not a curated record